GCGAUUUCCAGUCAUUUCCAGGCGGAACAGUGUUGGUUGGUAUUAUAUCUGGUGGGAACCCUUAUCGGGAACACCGGAAGCGCGCUCUCGGCGGAGGUGGCUGUGGAUCAUGCCUAAGUUUUACUGUGAUUACUGUGAUACCUACCUUACACACGAUUCGCCAUCAGUGAGGAAGACCCACUGCAGUGGCCGAAAACACAAAGAAAAUGUGAAAGACUACUAUCAGAAAUGGAUGGAAGAACAGGCUCAGAGCCUGAUCGAUAAAACAACUGCUGCCUUUCAACAAGGAAAGAUUCCUCCCACGCCGUUCCCUGGUGGCCCUCCCCCAGGUGGUCCUCCUCGUCCAGGCAUGCUACCAACGCCCCCCAUGGGAGGUCCACCCAUGAUGCCCAUGAUGGGGCCUCCCCCACAUGGAAUGAUGCCAGGUGGGCCCGGAGGCAUGAGGCCACCGAUGGGAGGACCCAUGCAGAUGAUGCCAGGACCACCUCACAUGAUGCGUCAUCCUCGACCGAUGAUGAUGCCGCCAGUCAGGCCGGGAAUGAUGCGACCAGACAGAUAAGAGCAAGUGGAUCUUCUCCGUUCCGUGUUGCCAUGAACAGACUGUCUAGUGAGAACACUUGGAUUUAUCAAUGCAACUUUAGAGAUUCCCUCAACCCCUUCCAACUUGAACCUGCAGUUCUUGAUGUAAUUAUGUCAUUUUUGUAUAAUUACGUUAUUUUCUGCCAGAAUUGUAGUAUUUAUUACUAUACACCGUAUCAGAAUUCAUUUUAGAUCCCUGUUUUAUUUUCUUUCCAAUGUCCUCUCUUGUGUUGGUGUCAAGUUUGAAAUAUCUUGUCUCACUUUGACCAGCUGUUCAGCAUGCACAUUUAAAGAGGGUGUUUGAAUUGACAAUAUUUGUUACUUUGUUUUUUUUUGUUUUGUUUUGUUUUGCUUUUGCUUUUCUUAAGGUUUUACUUGCUUUGUAUUUCAGUGCAUUGCUUUUAUAAAUAAAACUCUGAUUCCAACAAUUUC
Molecule: messenger RNA, 1011 nt
Organism: Scatophagus argus
Lineage: Eukaryota; Metazoa; Chordata; Actinopteri; Scatophagidae
Gene: snrpc
Product: small nuclear ribonucleoprotein polypeptide C
Exons: 6
Coding region: 110-559 (149 amino acids)
Biological process (GO): mRNA 5'-splice site recognition; mRNA splicing, via spliceosome; spliceosomal snRNP assembly
Cellular component (GO): U1 snRNP; nucleus
Molecular function (GO): pre-mRNA 5'-splice site binding; zinc ion binding
Source: RefSeq, a predicted model, not a curated record